Carassius carassius (crucian carp) is the source of this 4218-nucleotide messenger RNA. Its product is annotated as transcriptional coactivator YAP1-like. The record is from RefSeq and is a predicted model, not a curated record. The transcript is spliced from 8 exons. Gene Ontology annotation, molecular function: protein binding; transcription corepressor activity; transcription coactivator activity. NCBI's taxonomy places the organism in Eukaryota, Metazoa, Chordata, Actinopteri, Cypriniformes, Cyprinidae. The coding region runs from base 419 to 1747 and encodes 442 amino acids. Gene Ontology annotation, biological process: positive regulation of transcription by RNA polymerase II; hippo signaling. Gene Ontology annotation, cellular component: cytoplasm; nucleus.
CCAAACUUUCAGAAGUUGAGAGAAGAAAAAAAGUAAGUUAGGUUAGUGAGAGGGCUGUGAUUUUCAACGCGCUUUAGGCUACAGUCAUAACCAAUGUCUGCGUUAGAGGAGCCGUAAACUUUUGGGAAAGUCACACGGACAGCGCUUUUAAAGAGUUCAGAUACUUCAGAAGAAGUUUAAACGACAACGUUUAGUAGAUAUGCGCGUUUCCACAUUUAUUGGGGUGUUCUCGAGAAGCAGAAAAACAGCGUUGCCUACUUUUUUCGCAAGGCUUGGAUAAUUAAUAAAGCGGACGGACAGAAAACAGCUUUGGGCUGUUUGGAUUUAAUCUUCUGGCAUUGUAUGGUUGCAGCCAAUUUUCGUAUUUCCACCAAUUUAUCCGUCGGAUAGAAAGAAGAGCUACGUUUCAUCUGGAGUCAUGGAUCCGAGCCAGCACAAUCCUCCUGCCGGCCAUCAGAUCGUCCAUGUUCGGGGAGACUCCGAGACCGAUCUGGAGGCUCUUUUUAACGCUGUGAUGAACCCGAAGAGCACCAUCGCUCCACCCUCAGUGCCGAUGAGGAUGAGAAAGCUGCCAGACUCAUUCUUCAAGCCGCCAGAGCCAAAGUCCCACUCCAGACAAGCCAGCACGGACGCAGGUACUGCUGGUACCCUCACGCCCCAGCACAUCAGGGCACACUCCUCACCCGCCUCCCUGCAGCUGGGUGCAGUUACUCCUGGCACACUGAGCAGCAUGGUUCCAUCAAACGCCCCACCUCAGCACCUCCGCCAGUCUUCUUAUGAAAUACCUGAUGAUGUGCCGCUGCCCCCAGGCUGGGAGAUGGCCAAGACCCCUUCAGGCCAGAGAUACUUCCUAAACCAUAAUGACCAGACGACCACCUGGCAAGAUCCACGUAAGGCCCUCCUUCAGAUGAACCAGGCCGCCCCGGCCAGCCCAGUGCCUGUGCAGCAGCAGAACAUCAUGAACCCUGCCUCAGGUCCUCUUCCUGAUGGUUGGGAGCAAGCUAUUACCUCAGAAGGAGAGAUCUACUACAUCAAUCACAAGAACAAAUCCACCUCUUGGCUGGACCCACGACUUGACCCGCGUUACGCUAUGAACCAGCAGCGGAUUUCCCAGAGUGCUCCAGUGAAGCAAGGCUCCCAGCUGCCCUCCAGUCCACAGAGUGGAGUGCUGGGUGGAAACAACCAGAUCAGGCUGCAGCAGAUGCAGAUGGAGAAUGAGAGACUGAGGAUCAAACAAGAGCUCCUUCGCCAGAGACCCCAGGAGCUUGCCCUGAGAAACCAGCUGCCGACCAGCAUGGAGCAUGAUGGCGGCACUCAAAACCCUGUGUCCUCCCCCAGCAUGGGACAAGACGCACGUAACAUGACCACCAACAGUUCUGACCCGUUCUUGAACAGUGGGACAUAUCACUCCAGAGACGAGAGCACAGACAGUGGCCUGAGCAUGAGCAGCUACAGCGUCCCCCGUACUCCGGACGACUUCCUCAACAGUGUGGACGAGAUGGAGACAGGCGACAGCCUCGGCCCCAGCUCGAUGGCAACACAGCCCAGCCGUUUCCCCGACUACCUAGACGCGAUCCCGGGCACAGACGUGGACCUGGGCACCCUGGAGGGGGAGAGCAUGGCGGUGGAGGGUGAGGAGCUGAUGCCAAGCCUGCAGGAAGCGCUGAGCUCCGACAUCCUCAACGACAUGGAGUCAGUGCUAGCAGCUACCAAGAUCGACAAGGAAAACUUUCUAACCUGGCUAUAGAGCACCUGGAUCCAGCGCUACGCCUUCUCUUCCAACAUGCUGAACUGCUGCCUAAUCCAAUCUGUGAAGGAUGUGUAGAUGCUUUGAGUUGAGAAAAGAAAGACAUUUCACCCUACUGGACAGUUUUUUCAUUAUCUUCUAUUCACUACAUUUGGCCGAAUUGGUUUUAAAAGCAGAGGGAUUUUAACCUUUGGUCCUUUUGGGCUUCUUUUUGUUUUCUUAAGUCUUUUUUUUCAUGUCUGCAUCCUCAAGGCUGGCCCAUGAACAGACAAGUGUCCACAAGUACCCAUAUCUCUUUCACGGCUGUACUGAGUGCAAGUAUGCGAAUGUGAAGUUGUGUGCGUGACGUGUCGUUUCUCCCCUCGCUGGGCGAACAGGGCCGAGAGGGCUCAGAGAGAAAUAAAGACAGACGAACCCCGAAAUCAACAUACCGCAACCUCCUGUGACUGCAGCUCCCGUCUCAGAACAUCCCUGAUCUCAGCUCAUUUUUUCCUCGUACAGUAAUGAGCCUGAGAAACCAAAAAGCGAUGAGGAGGUUGUCUGUAUGUGAAGGGUUUGUGAUUGUAAGGUCUAAGUCGUGUGGCUAUGGUUAAACAAAUACUGCUGCUUGGCUGUGCCAGCAUAUCACACUAGAAACUGAGUAAUCAAGUGCCUUCAGACAAAAAAAAACAAACAAAAAAAACAUGUUUCUGUAUGCUACAGAUCAUAGAUCAAAUUUGACAUUGCUUUUACUUACUAACUUCAUUAAUCAAAGUAUAUUUCUUUGCAAAGGAUUUAUAAAAAAAUAUUAUGUUGGGAAUUAGGGUCUGAUUUUUCUUUUUCUUUUUUUUUUUAAAGGACCCUAGCUUCUUCAUGUGUUAGUUUUAUUUAAGCCUGAUUCUGUUUUCUUGAGGGUUGUGGCAUUAAUGUGUGAUCAAAGAACAAAUCUGAUCUUUCUGCUCUCUUUUGAAGAGUUUUAUACAGAACAACUAUUCUAAGAGCUGCCUUGUACAUGAACUGAUUCACAAAGAACAAUAUCUAGAUGGACGCUAGCAUUUUUUCGCAACAUUUUAAUCAACCUGAUUGUUCCGUUUCAUUACCGAUAUUUUUAUUUUAUUUUACGAUUAUAGAAUCUCAGUCGGUAUGUUGUUGCUUACUUGGUUAUUUUUGUGAAAAUCUCAGAUUUUAUUUUUUUUUUUAAUCCAAAAGCAUUGAACAAAAUCUCAAGGGCACUUUGAUUAAUAGACAGACAUCUCUGAUAUGAGCUCCAGUAGAGUCUGUGCCAGUUAUGUUGAUGAUGUUUGGUGCCGAGGUGGAUAUCGGGCAGGAAGAGGAAGAUUCUGAUAGGUUUAGAUGGAUAGAUGAGCAUGUCUUGAAGGUUAGUGCUGUAGAUUAGCUGUUAGCUUGGAUUCGAGUUUGAUAACAGUGGGCAUGAAUGAUAGAGUAGACUUUUAUGGAAACAAUCAGUUAUGUUCGUUUCUGUCAGGAUUUCCAGGAGGCUUCCAAAGACUUUUUUUUUAGUAAUGAACGACAAAAAAUAAUUUAUCAUACUUUUAUAUACACAUAAGACAUAAGCUAAUGAGAAAAGUUCUAAUUGAUUUGUGAGGAGAUUUCUAAUGAAGCCAGAUCUGUCUGGUCCUCUGAUGUCAGUACUAAAGACACAUUAGGCAGGUUACCUAGGUUUGCAUUAUUUCACUAGAGCAGAACACUACAGGGACUUUGCCCAUUACAAAUUUGCUGCAGAUGCUUUGAAUUCAUUUCCUCUUGUUUACAAUAUAUGGAUACCUUUACACUACAUGAUUAUGGCUCAAUAACUGGCCCAUACACUAAAUAUCUGUUGUACUGAUUUUUUGUUUCUUAACAAAGGUGAAGUUUUAUCAGUAUAAUGUCUGUGGUCUGUUGGGGUGAAUAUACCGCUAAGGUUUAUAACGCAAUUGCCUCGUCAAGCGAAAUUUUAUGGUCAAAUUUUAUGAUCAAAAACAGCAAGCUAGGCCAUAGUAAUGAAAGUUAGAAGUUAUAGAGAAAAUAAAAGUGGUGAGAGAAGAAAAAAAAAAGCAAAGACAAGCUAAGAGAACUAUAUUUUUGCAAACAAAGUAUUGAUGGCAGACUCGAGUGGGGUAAAAUAGUGUUGGAGAGAGCAAUGCAACAAAAUGUUUUAUGAAUUGUGGGUACACUGAUGGUAUUGCACGUUUCUAAAACAUUGACUAAAAUGUGUGUCACUUAAACAUGAUUUUAUGCUUGCUUAGUUACUAUAUAUUCUGAACAGUUGCACACUGUUUACUUUUUUUUUUCUUUUGUAGUGGUAGUACUAAUCACACAAGUUAAUGGAUUGGUAUUUAGAUUUAUUUUAAAUGCACCCAGAAUGAAUUUAUAUCCUUUUAUUAUGAUCAAUGUAUGUGCAUGUACUUUAGAACCUUAAGUUCUGUUACAUUAUGUCUCUUUACAUAUUACUUUCAAAUUGGCCUGGAAUAAAGUAUAUACUUUGGUAGUUA